CUCCCACUUUCGCUGCCGUAUGUGAUAUAAAUACAUACACCUGUGUAGAUAGAAAUUGCUAUACAAGAAGCUUUGGUAGCAAAAUUGUCGGUUUCUUUUAUUUUCCAAGGCAAUCAGAGAAAAAAAUGGGCGGUGGUAAUGCACAGAAAUCCAAAACUGCUCGCGAAAGGAACUUGGAGAAGCAGAAAGCUGCUAAUAAGGGAAGUCAGCUUGAAACAAACAAGAAAGCUAUGUCUAUUCAGUGCAAAGUAUGUAUGCAGACGUUCAUAUGCACCACAACAGAGGUGAAAUGCAGAGAACAUGCAGAAGCAAAACACCCAAAAUCUGAUGUAUUUGCUUGUUUCCCUCACCUUAAGAUUUGAACUUAAUGUAGAGAUGGGUAGAACCCUCUCAUAUCCUCCUCCUGAUUUCCGAACUCUCUUGGUUAUCAAUUGCUAUGUUUAUGAAAUAUGCUUCGUUUUCA
Mercurialis annua (annual mercury) is the source of this 463-nucleotide messenger RNA. RefSeq lists its product as uncharacterized. The transcript has 3 exons. The coding region runs from base 126 to 362 and encodes 78 amino acids. Lineage: Eukaryota; Viridiplantae; Streptophyta; Magnoliopsida; Malpighiales; Euphorbiaceae. The record is from RefSeq and is a predicted model, not a curated record.